Messenger RNA from Esox lucius (northern pike), 1850 nucleotides. It is a transcript of the gene nmt1a, whose product is annotated as N-myristoyltransferase 1a. The record is from RefSeq and is a predicted model, not a curated record. Gene Ontology annotation, cellular component: cytoplasm. Gene Ontology annotation, molecular function: glycylpeptide N-tetradecanoyltransferase activity. Bases 33 to 1511 code for a protein of 492 amino acids. Gene Ontology annotation, biological process: N-terminal peptidyl-glycine N-myristoylation. Lineage: Eukaryota; Metazoa; Chordata; Actinopteri; Esociformes; Esocidae. The transcript is spliced from 12 exons.
GCACGCGGUGGUUCUUCACUUCCUGGUUAAAGAUGGCGGAUGAGAAUGAGACAGCACCGAAGCCGGGGCAAGAAGAUGAGAUAGAAGACCAUGGACAUUGCAGUGAUUGCGAAAAUGAAGAGCAUCACUUUGAUGACGGUAGUGACAAGGGCCUGGGGGAUGACAGCGGUGCCAAGAAGAAGAAAAACAAAAAGAAGAAGAAGAAGAAGUCUGGAGCGAAUAAGGAACCUGCACAGGAGGAUCCACUUGCCAAGGUAGAUGUGAACUCGCUGCCUGCUGACAAGCUGCAGGAGAUCCAAAAGGCCAUUGAACUCUUCUCUGUAGGCCAGGGCCCUGCCAAAACCAUGGAGGAAGCCAGUCGACGCAGCUACCAGUUCUGGGACACACAACCCGUUCCCAAGCUAGGGGAGAUGGUGACAUCACACGGUUCUAUCGAGCCUGACAAAGACAAUAUCCGCGAGGAGCCAUACAGUCUUCCUGCCGGCUUCACCUGGGAUGCCCUGGACCUAGGCAACGCCGCCGUGCUCAAGGAGCUGUACACCCUGCUGAAUGAGAACUAUGUGGAGGACGAUGAUAACAUGUUCCGCUUUGACUACUCCCCCGAGUUUCUGCUCUGGGCCUUGCGCCCCCCAGGUUGGCUGCCCCAGUGGCACUGUGGGGUGAGGGUGAACUCCAACCAGAAGCUGGUGGGCUUUAUCAGUGCCAUCCCUGCCAACAUCCGUAUCUAUGACCAAAAUAAGAAGAUGGUGGAGAUCAACUUCCUUUGCGUCCACAAGAAGCUGCGCGCCAAGCGCGUCGCGCCCGUUUUGAUCAGAGAGAUCACCAGACGGGUCAACCUGCAGGGCAUCUUCCAGGCCGUCUACACAGCUGGCGUGGUUCUGCCCAAACCCGUGGGUACCUGCAGGUACUGGCAUCGCUCUCUGAACCCACGGAAGCUGAUUGAGGUGAAGUUCUCUCACCUGAGCCGGAACAUGACUAUGCAACGCACCAUGAAGCUGUACCGCUUGCCUGAGGCCCCUAAGACAGCUGGCUUGCGGCCGAUGACCAGGAAAGACGUUCCGGCGGUGCAUCGCUUGCUCCUGGAGUACCUGAGCCAGUUCCACCUGGCCCCAGUCAUGAGUCCAGAGGAGGUGGAGCACUGGCUGCUGCCCCAGGAAAACAUAAUUGAUACCUACUUGGUGGAGAACUCUGCAGGCAAGGUGACAGACUUCCUGAGCUUCUACACUCUCCCCUCAACCAUAAUGAACCACCCGGUGCACCGCAGCCUGAAGGCGGCCUACUCCUUCUACAACGUGCACACCACCACCAACCUGCUGGACCUGAUGUCGGACGCACUCAUCCUGGCCAAGUCGAAAGGGUUUGAUGUCUUCAAUGCACUGGACCUGAUGGAGAAUAAGACUUUCCUGGAGAAGCUCAAGUUCGGCAUUGGCGAUGGAAAUCUACAGUAUUAUCUGUACAAUUGGAAGUGUCCUAGCAUGGGCUCGGAGAAGGUUGGUUUGGUACUGCAGUGACCCCCUCCCCCCCGCCUCCCCUGAGUGUCACAGUUAAGCCAGGAGACCACACCAAUGCACUGACCACCUGACAGAUGGACCUCCUCCUUCAGGAAAAGAACCCACCGCCCAUUUUUACUUUUUGAACUUUGACCUGCACUACUACUACUGCUGCCAGGCAGGGAGUCGGGGGAGUUGGUUCUUUUCCACACUCUCUCUCUCCUUUCCAUCACAUGGACCUUAAGCAAUUGUAGAGUUACCAUCCCAGAUAACAACUGAAGUCUGUCAUGAUUGUACCAAACGCUCACACACCCGGCACAAUUUACGAUCCCACACACACCCACACACCCACACCCACAC